This is a messenger RNA of Striga hermonthica, 2469 nucleotides long. NCBI's taxonomy places the organism in Eukaryota, Viridiplantae, Streptophyta, Magnoliopsida, Lamiales, Orobanchaceae. The record is from the annotation of a GenBank genome assembly.
AUGGAACAAAAGCACGUUUUGUUGUCGGCAUUGAGCGUGGGGGUCGGGGUAGGUGUGGGUCUCGGUUUGGUCUCCGGCUCAACGCUCGGCCGAUGGGCCGGCGGCUCCGCCUCGGGAGGCAUCUCAGCCGAGGAGAUUGAGGCGGAGCUUGUGAGGUUGGUUGCUGAUGGCAACAAUAGCAAGGUUACGUUUGAGGAUUUCCCGUACUAUCUCAGUGAGCGGACACGCGUGCUAUUGACAAGUGCAGCAUAUGUCCAUCUAAAACACUUAGAUGUCUCUAAGCACACCCGGAAUCUUUCACCAGCUAGUCGGGCUAUAUUACUCUCUGGGCCCACAGAAUUAUACCAGCAAAUGCUUGCUAGGGCUCUAGCACAUCAUUUUGAAGCAAAGUUGCUACUCUUGGAUUUAGCUGACUUUUCACUUAAGAUGCAGAGCAAGUAUGGUGGCAGUGGCACAAAGAAAGAUUCUUCUCUCCAGAGGUCGAUAUCAGAAGUGACAUUAGAACGGAUGUCCAGUUUUUUCGAUUCAUUCUCUGUUCUUCCAUUAAGAGAGGAUAAAAAAUAUAUGUUACGGAGGCCAAGCAGUGAGUUUGAUACUGUAGUAAGGAAUGCUGAAGGAGGCACCAAUUCCUCAAAGCCUCGGAGGACUUCAUCUAUCUCUUCGGAUAUGAGUAGCAUGAGCGCCCAAUCGUCAUCUACAAAUGCAGCUGCUUCCAAGCGCAUCAACAGCUGGUCUUUCAAUGAGAAAAUCUUCGUGCAGUCACUUUACAAGGUGUUGGUUUCUGUUUCCCAAAACAGUUGCAUAAUCCUCUACAUCCGAGACGUGGACCGUAUUUUUGUCCAAUCCCCUAGGCUCCACAAACUUUUUGAAAAGAUGCUCAAUAAACUAUCCGGAUCCAUUCUUGUCCUCGGGUCCCGCAUGCUGGACUCCGCUGAGGAUGCUGUUGAAAUAGAUGGAAAAAUCAGUCUCUUGUUUCCUUACAACAUCGAGAUCAGGCCCCCAGAGGAUGAGAAUCAUCUCAUGAGCUGGAAGGCUCAGCUGGAGGAGGAUAUGAAGAAGAUUCAGUUUCAGGACAACAAGAAUCAUAUUGCCGAGGUACUUGCUGCAAAUGAUCUUGAGUGUGAUGACCUGGGCUCGAUUUGCCAUGCGGACACAGUGGUUUUGAGUAAUUAUAUUGAGGAAAUUGUGGUCUCAGCCGUGUCCUAUCAUUUGAUGAAUAACAAGGAUCCCGAGUAUCGUAAUGGGAAGCUCAUUAUAUCUUCCAACAGUUUGUCCCAUGGAUUAAGCAUCUUUCAAGAGGGAAAAAAUGGUGGAAAAGACUCGCUUAAGAUGGAUGAAUCAUUCAAGGAUAGUGAAGGUGGACCAAAGCCUGAUGCAAAGUCUGAAAACAAGACUGAGAUUUCUUCUGCAAAAGCUGAUGGAGAAAAUGCAUCCAUCUCAAAGCCACCGGAAGUUCUUCCGGACAAUGAGUUUGAGAAGCGCAUAAGGCCCGAGGUCAUACCUGCCAAUGAGAUUGGGGUCACCUUCUCGGACAUUGGGGCCCUUGACGAGAUAAAGGAGUCCCUACAGGAGCUCGUGAUGCUUCCCCUGCGCAGGCCUGACCUCUUCACUGGUGGGCUCCUGAAGCCGUGCCGGGGCAUACUCCUAUUUGGGCCUCCCGGCACGGGCAAGACCAUGUUGGCCAAAGCCAUUGCCAACGAGGCUGGUGCCAGCUUUAUUAAUGUGUCCAUGUCGACCAUCACGUCCAAGUGGUUCGGUGAGGAUGAGAAGAACGUGCGAGCCCUCUUCACGCUGGCAGCCAAAGUGUCCCCAACUAUUAUAUUUGUGGAUGAGGUUGAUAGUAUGCUCGGGCAGAGGACGAGGGUCGGGGAGCACGAGGCUAUGAGGAAGAUCAAGAACGAAUUCAUGAUGCAUUGGGAUGGGUUGCUGACAAGGCCUGGUGAGAGGAUUCUGGUACUUGCCGCCACCAACCGCCCAUUUGAUCUUGACGAGGCCAUUAUCAGGCGGUUCGAGAGGAGGAUUAUGGUCGGUCUACCCUCAGCAGAGAACAGAGAAAUGAUACUGAGAACACUUCUUUCCAAAGAAAAAGUAGAAGACUUGGACUUUAAAGAAGUUGCUGUCAUGACUGAAGGUUAUAGUGGAAGUGAUUUAAAGAAUUUAUGUGUGACGGCUGCUUACCGGCCAGUUCGAGAGCUUAUACAGCAAGAAAGCCAGAAGGAUAAGGAAAAGAAGAAGAGAGGUGAAGAAGGGCAGGGCUCUGAAGACGCUUCUACCGCCAAGGAAGAAACUAAAGAGGAAAAAGUUAUUUCACUGAGGCCCUUGAAUAUGGAAGACAUGAGGCAGGCAAAGGAUCAGGUUGCUGCUAGUUUUGCUUCCGAAGGGUCCAUAAUGGCCGAGCUGAAGCAAUGGAAUGAACUGUACGGUGAAGGGGGCACGAGAAAAAAGCAACAGCUAUCUUAUUUCCUGUAG